Molecule: messenger RNA, 3543 nt
Organism: Aphanomyces astaci
Lineage: Eukaryota; Oomycota; Saprolegniomycetes; Saprolegniales; Verrucalvaceae
Exons: 3
Coding region: 45-1679 (544 amino acids)
Biological process (GO): chloride transmembrane transport
Molecular function (GO): chloride channel activity; protein dimerization activity
Source: RefSeq, a predicted model, not a curated record
ACGAAAUCGCCGACCUUUCACGGCGUAAAACUGGAGCGUACGGGAUGACGAUCUACUCCAAGCACAGCGACGACUUGGAAGACCCACAUCCCAUCUACGAGCAAGACAAGUUCCUGAACGAGCACGGAUACGCAUGGGACUACGUGCUGGUGUUUCCCAUCUCGUCGGCGCAUCGGAAGCCGUCCAUCGAGGACAUCUGCCACCGGCUGCACGCGGCAGGGCUGUCGCUCAAACUGUUCUACUCGUCCGCUCCCAAGAGCAAGGCCUUGCGUCAGCUAGUGUUUUGUCUUGUGCGCGCGCCGCCGGACCUUCUCAAGAAGGAAGCUGACCGCAUCUCUCUCAACAUGCUCGUCGACGAAACCGCACUCAAGGAGGCGGCAUUGCAGGGUUACCCGCUGCAAAACAUCCAGCCGUUCCACAUUGUCCAGGACACGCAAAAUGUGCACGAGUUGCCGCCGUAUGCGUCCAUCCACGUCAAGUACUCGUGUCGCGAGGACAUGCAGCGAUUGUACCUGAAACGUGGCCCGCUAAACUCGUUGUUUUCAAGCACGCAGCGGAUGCUCCUCACGAAGAGCAUCAUGACCAACACCCACGGCGGCGCCGGAUUAGACCUGUACAAGAUCCUGCACAACAAGACCCUCGCGGCGUUCUACCCAGCGCAUGAGCCCACGGAGCGCUCCGAGCUCGCGGCGGCGUGGCUAAGCUGGCACUUUUGGCCAUGGCAGCAGCCGCUCCCGUCCAUCCAGUCGUACUUUGGGUCGAAAAUCGCCUUGUACUUUGCCUUUUUGGCACACUAUACGACGUGGCUCAUGGGGGCGGGCGUCGUGGGACUUGGGCUGUGGAUCCCGCAACUCGUGCUGCCCAACACGCCGCUGAGGGACCAAGUCGUGGUCUGCAGCUCGAGUGUGUUUAUCGUGAUCUGGGCUACGCUCUUGAUGAAGUCGUGGGGGCGCUACAACGCAUCCUUGGCGUUUCACUGGGGGACGACCAACUUUCAAGCGACGGAACAGCCACGGCCGCAGUUUGUAGGGCGGCUCGUGCCGAGUCCCAUCACGGGGCGACCGAUUCUGUCCUUUGACAAGCGCGAAAAGUUCAACCGCAUGUGCUGGAGUUGGCUGCUCCUGCUUGGCCUCAUUGGACUCGUGGCAGGACUCGUAUCGAUGAACUUUUACCUGCAAAACUACCUCAUUGAAGCCAAGUACGCUGUUCGAGUGGGCUCGUGGGAUGUUUUGAUUGGUGGCCCCGUGGCGAAUCUGGCCAACGUUGCCCAGAUUGCGCUCAUGUUUCAAAUAUAUGAUUCGGUCUGUGUCCAGCUCAACGAGAUUGAAAACCACGCAACCGAGUCUGACCACGAAGGUACGACGUACACACAUAUAUACACAAACAAUCACAAGUUAGUGAAUAUAUAUAUAUAUAUAUAUAUAUAUAUACUUAGGCGCGUUCAUCUUGAAGUCGAUUCUGUUUCACGUGAUCAACAACUUUGCCGCGUUGUUCUACGUGAUGUUUGUCAAGCGGUACCUGGGCGUGCAAUGCAUGAACCACGACUGUCUCGGGGAGCUCCGCAUUUCGCUCUUGUUCAUUUUUGGGCUGCAGAUGCUGUGGGGAAACCUGCAGCAGGUGUUGCUGCCGCGCCUGUGGAGCCUCUGGACGGCGUGCCGCGUCGGCCGUCCUCACUUUGACCACAUCCACCCCCUCGAAGAAGAGUUUUACCUGGCCGACUAUGGCUGGCUCGGCACAUUCUACGACUACCUUGAGCUCGUGCUUCAGUUUGGCUUUACGAUUCUCUUCAUUGGCGCGUUCCCAGCGACCCCGCUGCUGUCUCUUGUUAACAACGUGUGCGAGAUCCGCAUCGACGCAUACCGGCUCUUGAACGAGUACCGACGUCCUACGCCCCGCCAAGCGGCCACCGCCGGCCAAUGGGUCACCGUCCUCGAAGUGCUCGUGACCCUCAGUAUCUUCACCAACGGGUACUUUUUGGUGUACUCGUCCAACGUGUUUGCGUUUCAAGACAACACGAUCGACGGGGACUUAGCCAAGCUGCGGCUGUUCGUGCUGUAUGUGGCCACGCUGCUCUUGUUCCGGUAUAGCGUGUCGCGGUACUGGGAGAACGUUCCCGAAGCCAUUCAAGUCCAGCUCAAGCGCCAAGACUUUUUGUCGUCCAAAGUCCUCGGGAGAGAAGCCGACGAAGAAGCGCCCCAGUUUGUCCGGUCCGAGAGCUUUCAGUUUCGAAUCGACUCGAUCGAGAAUCGACGCGCAUCUGUCUAGGCGUACUACUAGUACUACUACUAGUAUUCCUAGCAUGAAUUAUUACUGUAUAUCAUCAGGGUGGCUUGCCCUCAACUAAUAGUUUGUGUAGCUCUUGUGGAGGGUGGUCACCAAGGUGGCUAUUCUGCUUGUGGUAACCAACCCAUACACCCAACACAGCUGCGAUACAGUCCGAGAUUGAAUGUUUAAAUAGUGGUGUUGGAUGAAAUUGUCGUUACACGUCGUCGCAUAUCCGGAGCCAGCACUUGGUGUCCUGGCAUCGGUGGAAUGCUUGCCCCGUGGCGUCGAGCACGACGGCUUCCGACACGACCACAUCCCCCACGUCCAUCCACGCCAGCACAUGGGCGGUCGAGGCGGUGGGCCACAGAGCGAGCGGCGAUCGCCGGCGGAGGCGGAACGUCAUGCGCACUUCCAUCGCUUCCACCAGCUCCAAGUCGGCUACGGCCACGUACGCGGUGUCCACCAACGACCCAAUCGCGUCGCCGUCGACUUGGACAAACGCGGAGCCACGCGAGAAGCCGACGAGGAGCGCGUGGGGGGCCAGCGGACGCGCGAGUUCCGGGGGCAUCGUGUCAUGCACGUCCUCGGACCAUAAGAUGCCAGUCUGGCGCACGACUCUGUAGACGUUCGGCGGUUGGUCCAGGGAUAGAUGGAAGCUCGGAGUGGGAUCGCCGUCAUAUGUGGGCGGUGGCGGCGGCAGCAGUUGGUUGCCACAGACAUGUGGUGGAGACGGAGGUGAAAAGUCGGACGAGAAGGCGGGAAAGAUCACGAUGGACGAAGGACUGAGUGGAUGAAGGGUGCGGAGGAAUUCGGCGAUCGCCUGCUUCAGCGCGUGGUUUGGCACCACUUGACGGAGACUCAACCGGCAGUUGGUCACGGGACUCUUGGAGUGUUUCGUGAACAUGCCGAGAAACACCUUGCGAUCUUUGAUGUUGGCGCGGUCGUACGAGUACCCGUCGGAAGCAACCACGGGGUCCAGCAUCGCCGUCUUGCCGAUGGGACAACAGAACGAAUUGAGUGAAGGAGAUAUGAGCGACGCGCGGGAGUCGUGCCGUGCGUACUCUUGAAUCGCAAAGCGGAGGGAAUGGUUCGGCACUAACCUGGACGACGGCAACGGUGCGUUCGUCGCGGGGCUCGUGACCUUCUGUGCAAACCACCUCUCGAUGUCCUCCCGCUCAUACGAGUGGCCAUCGCAUGCCACCACGGGGUCCUUCAUCACCUCUUGGCUGAUGGGGCACACAAACGACUCCAACGACCGCCGUGGCAUGUGCCUGCUGG